AUGGGGCAAGAACUGAAUAGCUCGUAUAAAAGAGGGUACAGGGACCUAAAACUACAUGCUGUUGUGCUCAGGCAGUCGUUUGAGUUUGAUGCUUUUAUUGGCAGCGCGCUUGUUGACAUGUACUCGAAGAAUGGGCGCUUGGAGAAGGCGCGCCAGGUGUUUGAUAUGAUGGUGGAGAAAGAUUUGGUGGCUUUGAAUGCUGUUGUUUCGGGGUUUUGUCAGCAUGGCAUGGCGGAAAAAGCAUUGGUUUUGGUGGAGGAAAUGCAGCUGGUGGGGAUUAAGCCUAAUUUGAUUACUUGGAACACUUUGGUUGCUGGGUUUUCGCAGAAGGGUGAUGAAGCAAUGGCCUCUAGGCUGUUUAAAUUGAUGCGUGUGAACGGGAUUGAGCCUGAUGUUGUUUCUUGGACUUCGGUUAUAUCUGGGUUUGUGAAGAAUUUUCAAAACAGUAAGGCUUUUUAUACAUUUAAGCAAAUGUUGGAUCAUGGAAUAUGUCCAACUUCGGCUACAGUCAGUAGCCUGUUGCCUGCUUGUGCAGCUGUGACGAACUUGAGGUCUGGUAAGGAGAUACAUGCUUAUGCAUUGGUGACAGGAGUUGAAGCUGAUGUAUAUGUGAGGAGUGCUCUUGUUGAUAUGUAUGCGAAAUGCGGAUUUAUAUAUGAAGCAAAGACAUUGUUUUGCAAGAUGUCUGAAAAGAACACUGUAACGUGGAACUCAAUGAUUUUUGGAUACGCAAAUCAUGGGUAUUGCACUGAAGCAAUUGAGCUUUUCAACAAGAUGAAGACAGAAGACAACAGAAAACUUGAUUACUUGACUUUCGUAGCAGUCCUUACUACUUGUUGUCAUACUGGAAUGAUUGAACUUGGCAAAAGCUUGUUUAGUUCGAUGCAGGAAGAACAUGGGAUCAUGCCAAGACUAGAACAUUAUGCAUGUAUGGUUGAUCUUCUAGGUCGAGCAGGAAAUCUCACUGAGGCAUAUGAUAUGAUUAAGGCAAUGCCCAUGGAGCCAGAUUCGUUUGUAUGGGGAGCAUUAUUAGGAGCAAGUAGGAACUAUGGGAAUAUAGAACUUGCUGAGAUAGCAGCUAAGCAUUUGUCAGAGCUAGAGCCGGAGAGUGCGGGAAACAAUUUGCUAUUAUCAAGUCUAUAUGCAGAUGCUGGAAAUUGGGUAAAUGUUGCAAGGUUGAAGAAAAUGAUGAAGAAAAAGAAGUUAAGGAAACUACCAGGAUGCAGUUGGACGGAAGCUGCCUGAUAUACAAGAAUGUCUUUUUAAGGAAGGUUCUGUACAAUUCUUCAUUCAGAAGAGACCUGAAGAGAAGGAAUCUACAGAUUCCAAGUGUUUGGUUGCUGGAGUACUGAUAACAAUCACUUUAGGCAAGAGGCUUAGUGCAGGCCCUCAAAAUAUGAGUUUUUUUGCAUGCUAUUGAAUUAUAAGUGGAAUCUGCAAUAAUGCAGAACAGUUUCUUUGAAGUUGAGGAGGGGAACAUGCAAUGGGAUUUCAACAGUCUCUUAAUCUUCAGAAAUCCAAGUCGAAGGUAUCAGACAGCAUACAGAAGAAAUGACAUUUUGUUAACAAGAAAAAGUUCUCAGUAAGUGUCUCCCAAACAAUAAGCAGAAUAUUUCUGAUGCUGUGAGGUUUAUCAAAAGCUAUCAAUAUUCAGCUUGGGCUUUUAUUUGAUAAAAGCUCUGCAAAAUGAAAUCACUGAUCUAUUGAAGUGAUUCCGCUGCUUGGUCUCUAUAGUGCCAGUGAAUCAGUGAAGUGAAAUUGUUGAUUGGUUCAAGGAAAGGGGUUUUUUGGCUUUUGAGUUGAUAGUUAACAGAAACGUAGUUGUUCUUAUUUGCAACCAAUGAUGAAAUUAAUGAUUCAAUUUCUCACAUUCCAAUGGAAGUGUUGCCUAUGCUUAUAAUGAAUUUCAUCAAGUUUGUAAUGCCAUGGAGAACGUAAAUA
Messenger RNA from Rosa chinensis, 1941 nucleotides. Its product is annotated as pentatricopeptide repeat-containing protein At5g59600. Gene Ontology annotation, molecular function: RNA binding; protein binding. The transcript has 3 exons. Gene Ontology annotation, biological process: RNA modification. Bases 1 to 1245 code for a protein of 414 amino acids. NCBI's taxonomy places the organism in Eukaryota, Viridiplantae, Streptophyta, Magnoliopsida, Rosales, Rosaceae. The record is from RefSeq and is a predicted model, not a curated record.